This is a messenger RNA of Komagataella phaffii GS115, 1380 nucleotides long. Its product is annotated as Translational elongation factor EF-1 alpha. NCBI's taxonomy places the organism in Eukaryota, Fungi, Ascomycota, Pichiomycetes, Pichiales, Pichiaceae. The coding region runs from base 1 to 1380 and encodes 459 amino acids. The record is from RefSeq and is a predicted model, not a curated record. Gene Ontology annotation, biological process: translational elongation; translation. The transcript has a single exon. Gene Ontology annotation, molecular function: GTPase activity; translation elongation factor activity; GTP binding.
AUGGGUAAGGAAAAGUUGCACGUUAACGUCGUUGUUAUUGGACACGUCGAUGCUGGUAAAUCUACCACCACCGGUCACUUGAUCUACAAGUGUGGUGGUAUUGACAAGCGUACCAUCGAGAAGUUUGAAAAGGAGGCUGAAGAGCUCGGUAAGGGAUCUUUCAAGUACGCCUGGGUUUUGGACAAGCUUAAGGCUGAGAGAGAGAGAGGUAUCACCAUCGACAUCGCUUUGUGGAAGUUCGAGACUCCAAAGUACCACGUUACCGUCAUUGACGCUCCAGGUCACAGAGAUUUCAUUAAGAACAUGAUUACCGGUACUUCCCAAGCCGACUGUGCCAUUUUGGUCAUUGCUUCCGGUAUUGGUGAGUUCGAGGCUGGUAUCUCCAAGGAUGGUCAAACCAGAGAGCACGCUCUUUUGGCUUUCACCCUGGGUGUCAAGCAAUUGAUUGUUGCCAUCAACAAGAUGGACUCCGUCAAAUGGUCUCAAAAGAGAUACGAGGAGAUUGUCAAGGAAACUUCCAACUUCAUCAAGAAGGUUGGUUACAACCCUAAGACUGUCCCAUUCGUCCCAAUUUCCGGAUGGAACGGUGACAACAUGAUUGAGCCAUCUUCCAACUGUGACUGGUACAAGGGAUGGGAGAAGGAGACCAAGGCUGGUGGUGCUACCAAGGGUAAGACCUUGUUGGAGGCUAUUGACUCCAUUGACCCACCAUCCAGACCAACUGACAAGCCUCUGAGAUUGCCUUUGCAGGAUGUCUACAAGAUUGGUGGUAUCGGAACUGUGCCAGUCGGUAGAGUUGAGACCGGUGUCAUCAAGGCUGGUAUGGUCGUCACUUUCGCCCCAGCUGGUGUCACUACCGAAGUCAAGUCGGUCGAGAUGCACCACGAGCAAUUGGAGCAAGGUGUCCCAGGUGACAACGUUGGAUUCAACGUCAAGAACGUUUCCGUCAAGGAAAUCAGAAGAGGUAACGUCUGUGGUGACUCCAAGAACGACCCACCAAAGGCCGCUGAAUCUUUCAACGCCCAGGUCAUUAUCUUGAACCACCCAGGUCAAAUCUCUGCUGGUUACGCUCCAGUUUUGGACUGUCACACCGCUCACAUUGCUUGUAAGUUCGACGAGUUGAUUGAGAAGAUUGACAGAAGAACCGGUAAGAAGACUGAGGAGAACCCUAAGUUCAUCAAGUCCGGUGACGCCGCUAUCGUCAAGUUGGUCCCAUCUAAGCCAAUGUGUGUUGAGGCCUUCACUGACUACCCACCUUUAGGAAGAUUCGCUGUCAGAGACAUGAGACAAACUGUUGCUGUCGGUGUUAUCAAGUCCGUUGUCAAGACUGACAAGGCUGGUAAGGUCACCAAGGCUGCUCAAAAGGCCGCUAAGAAAUAG